Musca vetustissima is the source of this 4709-nucleotide messenger RNA. RefSeq names its product toll-like receptor 6 (gene Toll-6). The record is from RefSeq and is a predicted model, not a curated record. The coding region runs from base 31 to 4659 and encodes 1542 amino acids. Gene Ontology annotation, molecular function: protein binding. The transcript has a single exon. Gene Ontology annotation, biological process: signal transduction. NCBI's taxonomy places the organism in Eukaryota, Metazoa, Arthropoda, Insecta, Diptera, Muscidae.
CACACACAUACAAACCAACGACCGGAUACAAUGGCUUCUUCAGCGAAAUUCAUUGCAAUUCUGGCUCUGACCAGUCUCUUCGUAUGCAAUGUCAGCAUGCAACAGCAACAGUCACAACAACAGCAGCAACAACCACUGUCCACACAUACAACGCAACAGCAGCUGCAGCAACAUUCAAAUGCCAUCAUGGGCGAAGCUGGUGUCUCCAAUACCCAGUUACACUCGACACACAUGGUCAUGCAUGGCUCACGAAUGGAUAGUCAAGAUAUGCGUUACGAUACACCCGACGAUUGUCAUUUCUUGCCGGCAGCUGGACCGGAACAUCCAGAAAUUAUGUUGACUUGCAAUUUGCGCACCGUCAACAGUGAAUUCGACACGACCAAUUUCAGUGUCAUACCAUCUGAGCACACCGUGGGCCUACAUGUCCUCUGCAACGAUGAAAUCAUGGCCAAGAGCUCACUAGAGCCCCAAUCCUUCGCCCAUCUAACUCGCCUGCAGGAACUAUCCAUCAAGUACUGCAAGCUGUCCAAAUUCAACAAAAACGUAUUGGACGGCCUCAGUCAACUGCGCAACCUGACGGUUCGCACACACAACACCUUGUGGCCAUCGCUCAGUUUCGACAUUGAGGCCGAUGCAUUUGCUGUGGUAAAAAAUUUGGAACGCCUCGAUCUGUCAUCCAACAACAUUUGGUCCUUGCCCGAAUACAUCUUCUGUUCCCUAAGUGCUCUGAUAUCUCUCAACAUGAGCGAAAAUCGCUUGCAAGAUGUCAAUGAGUUGGGCUUCCGUGAUCGCAGCAAGGAAUACACUCCGGACACAACAGCUUCAACCGAUUCCAAACGCCUCAAUACAGCCUGCAAUCUGGAAAUUGAGGUUUUGGAUGUGUCAUUCAACCACUUUGUCCUGCUGCCCGCCAAUGGCUUCGCCACCUUACGACGCCUUCGUGUCCUGCAGGUGAACAAUAAUGAAAUUUCCAUGAUUGCCGAUAAGGCUUUAAGUGGCUUGAAAAACCUGCAAAUCCUCAAUCUUAGCUCCAACAAAAUCGUUGCUCUUCCCUCGGAGCUGUUUACCGAACAAGCGUCUUCCAUUCAAGAAGUUUAUCUACAAAACAAUUCCAUCAGUGUCCUGUCGCCCAAACUCUUUUCGAAUUUGGAACAGUUACAGGCCUUGGAUUUGUCCUACAACCAAAUUACCUCCACCUGGAUUGAUCGCAGCACCUUUGUGGGUCUCAUUCGGCUGGUGCUGCUGAAUCUAUCGCACAACAAACUAACCAAAUUGGAUGCUGAAAUCUUCACAGACCUCUAUACUCUUCAGAUCCUUAAUCUGCGUCACAACCAAUUGGAAAACAUUGCCGCCGAGACAUUUGCCCCCAUGAACAAUCUGCACACCCUGCUCUUGUCACACAACAAACUCAAGUACUUGGACGCAUAUGCUCUGAAUGGUCUGUACGUUCUGUCUCUGCUAUCGCUAGACAACAAUCAUCUUAUCGGUGUACAUCCGGAGGCGUUCCGUAAUUGCAGCUCCUUGCAGGAUUUAAAUUUGAAUGGCAACCAAUUGAAGACAGUGCCUUUGGCGUUGCGCAACAUGAGACUGUUACGCACAGUCGAUCUGGGUGAGAAUAUGAUUACAGUGUUGGAAGACAAUGCCUUCAAGGGCCUGAGCAACUUGUAUGGUCUGCGCUUGAUUGGCAACUAUUUGGAGAACAUUACCAUGCACGCCUUCAAAGAGCUGCCCAGCUUGCAAAUUUUGAACUUGGCCCGCAAUCGCAUUGCCGUUGUAGAACCCGGUGCCUUUGAAAUGACGUCCAGCAUCCAGGCCAUACGCCUCGAUGGCAACGAUCUCAGCGAUAUCAAUGGCCUCUUCAGCAACAUGCCAUCCCUGCUGUGGCUCAACAUAUCCGACAAUCGCCUUGAGCACUUCGACUAUGCCCAUGUGCCUAGUACGCUCCAAUGGCUUGACUUACAUAAAAACCGUUUGGUUGAACUGUCGAAUCGGUUCGGUCUAGAUUCACAGAUUCGCCUGCAGACCAUCGAUGCCAGUUUCAAUCAGAUUCAACGCAUCUCCCCCUCCUCCAUACCCAACUCCAUUGAGCUAUUGUUCAUCAACGACAACCUCAUCACCACCGUCGAUCCGGAUACAUUCAUGCACAAAACCAACCUAACACGCGUCGAUCUUUACGCCAACCAGAUUAGCACCUUGGACGUUAAAUCUCUGCGCAUUUUGCCCGUGCACGAACACCGCUCCCUGCCCGAGUUCUACAUCGGUGGCAAUCCAUUCACAUGCGACUGCAACAUCGACUGGCUGCAGAAGAUAAAUCACAUUAAAUCGCGCCAGUACCCCCGCAUUAUGGACUUGGAAACAAUCUACUGCAAGCUUCUGAAUAACCGUGAACGUGCCUACAUCCCCCUCAUCGAAGCUGAGCCUAAACACUUUUUGUGCACCUACAAAACGCAUUGUUUCGCCGUCUGUCACUGCUGUGAAUUCGACGCCUGUGAUUGUGAAAUGACUUGCCCCACAAACUGCACGUGUUUCCACGACCAGACAUGGUCCACCAAUAUCGUUGAGUGUUCCGGUGCUGGCUACUCAACCAUGCCCCGCAAAGUGCCCAUGGACACCACCGAAUUGUACAUCGAUGGCAACAAUUUCGUCGAGUUGGCCAGUCAUUCGUUCUUGGGUCGCAAAAAUCUCGCAGUGCUCUAUGUGAACAACUCCAAUGUCCAGAUCAUUUACAACACCACAUUCAGUGGCCUGAAGCGUCUGGUGAUUUUGCAUUUGGAAGAUAAUCACAUUACCUCGUUGGAGGGCAAUGAGUUUGCCAACUUGGAAAACUUGCGGGAACUGUAUCUGCAAAACAAUCGCAUCGCCACUAUUGGCAACGGCAGUUUCCACGCCUUAAGGAAAUUGGAGGUUUUGCGCUUGGACGGCAACCGUCUCAUACACUUCGAGGUAUGGCAACUGGCUUUGAAUCCAUACCUGGCUGAAAUUGGUUUGGCCGAUAACCAGUGGUCGUGUGAAUGUAGCUAUUUAAUGCAUUUCCGCACCUAUUUGGCCCAGAACUCAGGCAAAAUUAUCGAUGCAUCUCGCGUUUCAUGUGUCUACAACAACGCCACCAGUGUUUUGCGUGAAAAGAACGGCACCAAGUGUACCCUGCGAGAGGAUGUUGCCACCUAUGUACAGGCCAGCGAAAUUGAAAGUCUUCUUCCUCUGCUUCUAAUGGCCACCUGUGCUUUCGUGGGCUUCUUCGGUCUGAUUAUGGGACUCUUCUGUUAUCGCCAAGAACUCAAGAUGUGGGCUCACUCCAACUGCUUGCUGAACAUGUGCUACAAGAAUACUGGCUUCGUCGAAGAACUCGACAAGGAACGCCUUAACGAUGUCUACUUUGCCUACAGUUUGCAGGAUGAGCACUUCGUCAAUCAAAUACUAGCCCACAACUUGGAGAACGACAUGGGCUACAGGGCCUGCUUGCAUUACCGUGACAUUAACAUCAAUGCCUAUGUCACCGAUGCCGUCAUUGAGGCUGCCGAGAGCGCCAAACAAUUCGUGUUGGUCCUGUCCAAGAACUUUUUGUACAACGAAUGGUCUCGGUUCGAAUACAAGAGUGCCCUGCACGAACUGGUCAAACGCAGAAAGCGAAUUGUGUUCAUUUUGUACGGUGACUUGCCGCAACGUGACAUCGAUAUCGACAUGCGUCACUACUUACGCACCAGUACCUGCAUCGAGUGGGAUGACAAGAAAUUCUGGCAAAAAUUGCGCCUGGCCUUGCCCCAUGUACGCAGCAAACGCACCACCACGAACUGUUUAAGCAAUCGCUCGUCGGUAAACAUCUAUGCUGCAGCCCAUGAAUAUCAAACAACUGCUAAUGGCCGUGCCAGUGGCGUAAUGGUGGCCGAUAAACCAUACAGUGACUGCAGCAACUACGCCACAAUUAAUGACUGUGUCCGAGGAUAUGCUCCCAUACCCACGGCAACGGCUAAUUGUAAAUUCAACACACUCAACGAGCUGGGCUACAAGGCGACCAAGGAAAGCAAGGAGAUGCAGCAUGCCAAAACCCUGGAGUUCCAGCGUCAUCACAACCACAUGCGACCACCACCACCAACAGCAGCCCUGUCAUCGGCCCAUAUGCAUCACCAGCAACAGCACGAGUAUGCAGUGCCCUCGUACUACAGCAUGGGCAACGGUCAAGUUCCAAGAGGCAUGAGUGGUGCAGUGGGUGCUGGAGGUGGCGGCGUGCCGGAAAUGUCUGCUCCCACAUACGACAGCGUAGAUUAUUCGAAGCAAUCCACUUUGCAGAAGACAUCCAACAACUGCGAUUGCAGUGGCGAGGGCACCAGCAGCAGACGCAAGCCCGGGUUGCAGGCAAGUUUCUCCUCCAACUUUACUCCCCCACCACCGCCUCUAACCAAUGGCACCGUCACCAGUUAUAACUCCAAAAAGCCAACCUGUAGUUGUCGACGUGGUGACGAUAAUCUCAGCUGUCGUUGUGGUGGAAGCAAUGCGGCUAAACCCAGCAGCAGUAGUAAUAGCUCCAGCAGCAAUAGUUCCAAUGACAGUUGUCGCCCCGACGACGAUGACCUAAAUCAUUACGAAUCGAAUCUAUCACUGAAUGAAAUAAAUACCACCACCGCCUCAGUGGGCGAGGAGAGCAACAGCUUGUGGGCGUAACAUCAGAAUUACCAACCAGUCCACAGGCAGCGACAACAUCAGCAGCAGCA